UUUCUUGCCUGUUGGGCUAGCUGUCAUGUUGAUGUGCUGUUCUGGUCCUGUUAACCGCGUUUGAAGUGAUAGCUUGUCUCCAGAAAAUUAUUAUCCAAUACUUGCUCGUUGAGAAAAAUAACCGAAAACGCUUCCUGAUUCGUCAAAAGAGAUAAUAAAAUUACAUCGCAAGUUAUGAAUUCGACCGUCCAAUUGAAAUUGCCGCAUCUGUGACAUUAGGAUGUAACGAAUAUUUCGAGAACUUUCGUGGUAGUUCGAAUACCUGUCGUUAAAAGCGCUGUCACCAUUUUUAAUGACAAUCAUAGACUAUAGAAUCGUGACGGGCAUUGCUUACUCGAUGUUGGGCGGUCUGCAGCAUUGUGAGAAGUCUUGAUUGAGUAUACUAGAGUAUACAUUCAUUGACCGGGUGGCCUGGUGAAUCUUAUGAAACCCGUGCAUGCGUUUCCAGCUUUGGUGUGGGUGGGCAUAUCACCCCUUGUGCUAUGUAUCAGAUACUGAUUUACGAUUGAAUUUGUCAUCGUAGAAUUUUUGUGGAUUCUUUUGAACAUCAAGUACAUUUUCUUAAGAUCAGAAGAACAGUGCAGUUAUGCCUAGUGAAGGAAGUGAAUUGCUUCAGUGUUACAAUCGUGGAUGUGGUCAAAAAUUUGACCCACAAACGAACAAAGAAGAUUCAUGCAUUCAUCAUCCCGGGGCACCCUUUUUUCAUGAUGCAUAUAAAGGGUGGUCGUGCUGUAAUAAGAAAUGCACGGAUUUCACCGAAUUCCUAAACAUAAAGGGAUGCACAAAAUCCUACCAUAGCAAUGUUAAACCUCCAGAGCCAGAGAAACCUGUUGUUGAUAAAUCCAAGGCUGAUGAAGUUAUAGAAUAUAAAGCUCCUGAACCAUUAGUUAGAGAAGCUUUGGAAAGACCAUCUUUUGACUCUCCGUUGGUAAGAUGAAAGUUAAUAUAGAUUCUGAAUUGUAAGUAAAUUAACAGAACUAGCAAAUUAUAUUGCUUAUGAGAGUCUGAAAAUUCCUGGAAUAAGGACUUAAGCAGAAGGGAAAUUGAAGAUGUGUGACAAUAGAGUAAUCCUGACCUGGUGGAUAAUUUUUCUCUCCCUGGUCUUGCUGAAAACUUCACUACAAUGACUACAUUUCCACAGUGCUGUAAUAAUACUGUUGCAGAUCUGUCUUCAUUAAACAUUUUGAAAGAAUUGCGAUUCUGUGAUUCUUAUAAGAAUUGAUAUUAACUAAAUUUCUUCAACCAAAUCCUUUCUAAAGUUCUGGGAUCCUCAUAUUCUUUGCAUUUAUUUCUAAAUCUGUGUUUUCAAACCAGUUACUAUUGUUUUUUCCAUUUAUUCUCAUGAUUAUUUAGAAUGCUAUACAAUAUAGCUUGAAAAUAUUGUUAAUACAAGGUGUUUUCCAUAAAGUUGAAUUCAAUCCCUAUUUAAUUUUAUUUGGUGAGCUAUUUAUUUAACUUCUAUUUGGUGAUGAGUACAGUGUCAUGCCACGCGGUACCGUCUAAAUACGUGGCCCUACUAAGAUUACUGAACAAUAACUGUAUUAUUCUACUGACCUACUGCCAGUCAUAUGAAAGGUAUUUCAGUGUCCUCAAACAAGAUGAAUGUGAGUGAUCAUGCGACGUACAUAGGAUUUAAUAAUAAAGUUGGCAUCAAAUAUGUUUGUAGGCUCAAAUGUGGUAAAAGCUUAUAUUUCAGUUACUUGACAACCAGUAUAUCUGUUAUAACCAAUAAACAACUUUUCACUUAUGAUUAAUUAGACUUUUAUGAAUGAGGUUAAUUUAUUUCAAUUUGUCGGGAAGAUAUUUUCGAUUUGAGAGGGUUCUCGGUUGCAGAGCUGACUUUCUAACAUGUUUGUUCAUGUAGGUUUUAAAUUAUUUGAGAUUGUUUCACCCAAUUGUUGUCUGCCAGGAGUUUCUGCCUUGACUAAAUUUAAAAUAAAACCAAAAGAAUGUUUUCAAUCCAAGGUAGAUUUAUUGAUUUAGGUUGAUAUGAAAAAUUUGUGGAUGUGUGAACAAAACCUUUUCUUGAAGCUGUAACUUAAUAAACACUUUAAUUCUCAAAAUCAAAGGAUUAAUGUGAAAUUGUCAUGGUAGUAUAUAAAAGUAUUUAUUGACUAGGCCGUCUGUAUGGGACACAGUAAUGCAAUUACCUUAAGUAGGCCAAGAAAUUUUUAAAAACUAAUAAAAGAUCAUCUUCAAGAACAAUUCAAUUUAUUGUAGUUCUUUGUUUUGCUCAUAAAAAAAUCUGCUGAGUUUAUAUUUGAGCAGAUUGAAAUAACUGAUAGUUUACAUUAACCUAAGUGUUUGAAAUAUACUAGAUAGUAAUACAAAGAAGGAAACAUUUAAUCUUGAUGUUUUUUUUCUUUCUAAUAUUUUAUUUUUCUCACUGUCAGGAAUCCUGAAAAUUCGUCCCCAAAAAUUGAACUGAAAGAGACAUGUUACAUUUAUAAUUCUCAUGAAUGUAAUACACAUUGCAGAUGACCCUGAAAGUGGAUGUUUCUCCAGCUUUGGCCCAACAGGUUCAAUCACUAAAAUUGGGUAGCAAUAGUCAAGAAACACCAGUUUCAUCUGAAAUUCCUAUUGGCACCCCAUGCAAAAAUGGAGGCUGUAAACAGGUAUGAAUAAUGCUGCAGCAGAAAACGAUUGAAGCAAGUUGAUGGAAGAUAUUUCUCCUUAAAGUGAACAGACAGUAUUUCAUUUUGUAGUAAUGUGCAAUAAAUGUUGAAUUUUGAGUUAAGUAGCCUUCUAGAAAUGUUUGAUAUUACAGUAGGACCCCAUUAAAAGUGACUGGAGGCAUUAAAUCAGCUUAACAUAGGAUGUUAAUUUUUCCAUUAUUCACAUUAAUUAACUAUUUAGAACACCCAUUAUAAAAAUUAUCUAAAUGGAAAAACAAAAUUGUGAUUUUUCUUGCGAAAGGAAAACACUUCUACAGAUGACCAAUACUAAAAUCACUGAUCGUUAAAAGCAUAAUACAAAGUUCACUACACAUUAAGAUGAUGAGUCUUACACUUCGUGAAACACUGUGCAGCUCUCACUGUUCCCACUGGCCCAAACAUGAUCAGGACGUUAGCAUGAACUAUGCAAUUCUUGAUGGAGAUCACAUAUCUUCCACAAAACAAUAAACAUGAAAAGUGACAGUAGAUCUUCACCUUCCGAUGACAUAACCCUUUUUCUGUCUUAUAAUGGGGUUCCACUGUAAUUUGCAUGGUUUUUGUUAACAAAUGUUCAAGCUGCAUAUUUGGUCAAACCCAAUAUUGUAACAUUUGUAUUUACUAUUGUUCACAUUUUUAUAGGUUUAUGAAGGUAGCAGCUCCAAUCAUUCACCAUGUAUAUACCAUCCUGGGGUACCUGUUUUUCAUGAAGGGCUAAAAUUCUGGUCAUGUUGUCAGCGAAGAACUACAGACUUCAAUAGUUUUCUUGAACAAGAAGGCUGUAAAACAGGAACGCAUGUGUGGAUUAAGGAAAAGCAAGAUGGAGAUAAAAGUGUUGCAUGUCGCUUCGAUUGGCAUCAGACAGCCACUCAUGUCGUAGUAUCUGUUUUUGCUAAAAAAUAUGACCCAAAUGUUUCAUCAGUUGAAUUGAAUCCAAUACGCCUGAAAGUACAUUUGUUUUUCCCUGAAGAGGAUAGUUCUUUCGACCUUGAUGUUGAGCUGCGAGGGAUUGUGGAUGUGGAUCGCAGUUCAGCAAAUAUGUUGCAAACUAAACUAGAAGUAAAACUUCGUAAAGCAGAACCUGGUUCUUGGCCUAAGUUAGAUUUUCCUCGAAUAGCUUCUGCUACCCCACAGAAAGAAGAAAAAGUUGAAAAAGUUGAAGCAGACAUUGAAGAUGAUUCUGUGGACUUAAGUGACCUGUAACAAUUGUUGCUAUUGUUUCUUUAAUUUUACUUAUAAAUUGUCACCAGAGAAUAGCAUAUUUAGCUAACAUAAGUUAAUCUGAUUACAAGCAACUCAGCUUAUGUAAAAAUAUCUAUGAAAAAAUGAUUGUAAGCAAUUGCACUGGCAAGAAGUUGAGAGUUUAUUUGUAAUUUGAUUUGUUUGUAAGUGUUAGCAUAAGUGAUAUUUUGAAGUAAAAAGUAUCCACAAAA
Gryllus bimaculatus (two-spotted cricket) is the source of this 4084-nucleotide messenger RNA. Lineage: Eukaryota; Metazoa; Arthropoda; Insecta; Orthoptera; Gryllidae. The record is from the annotation of a GenBank genome assembly.